CUCUGAUCCAGAUGUGGAGGAGAGAGACGCGCAGACAUCCGAUUGUGGAUUGCGGGAUAUGGAUCUGGAGGCAGUCUCUUAAAUCUACCCCUCCCAAAGCCUCAUCUGGAUGAAUCCACGCAAAUACCCGCGUUUAAUUUCCAACACACACACACACACACACACCUACAAAAAAAUCAACUACGGGGGGCAUCAGAAGACACAGUCCGGAUAAGAUGCAAAAAAUUAUUUCGCCAGGAGUACGUCUGCGUGAAAUUAAUCCGAUGCUUUUGGAUCGACAUUCUUAACACCCAGGAGGGAUCUGGUCGUCUGUAGGCUAACGGGGAGAGGUGGACCACGGUUUUAGAGGGGGAGAGACAGAGGAAGGAGAUGGGUACGUCUCCCCAGAUGCCGAUCUGUAGCUGAAUCGCCAGCGACCUUCCCUGUCGGUGGGACCCGUCGGAGGAUUUCGCGCAGGGAGAGAGAGAGGGGAUCCGAAGGAAUUCGAGGCUCCCAACGACUCCAGGACCACUGAAGGACCACCGAUCCGAGAGUCUGCCCCAGGGCCGACGGACAGGAUGAGGAGUUGGGGGACAUCAGCUGUGAGACCGCCUCCUCGCACCUGUUGAGACGUGUCCGCCAGGAGUGUUGAGAACCUCCCCCAUCAGUCGGUCUUUUCCCCAACUCCCCCGCUGUCACCCCGCUUCGCCACUCCCCGUCGUCCCGGAGCGGAGAGAAAGGGGUGACCACCGAGGGAAGAUGCCCUCUACCCAGGCCUCCGAGUUGGGCCUGCUGCUGUGGGCGCUGGAGGCCGUGGCCUGCUUCGGACUGUUGUCCGGGCAGAAGCACGAUGAGAUGUACCCAAUAGUGACCACCAACUACGGCAAGCUGCGUGGUGUGAGGAAGGAACUCAACAAUGAGAUUUUGGGCCCGGUGGUCCAGUACUUGGGCGUGCCCUUCGCUACCCCACCCGUGGGUGAGCGGCGCUUCCAGCCCCCCGAGGCCCCCGCCUCCUGGUCCGAGGUGCGCAACGCCACCCAGUUCGCCCCUGUCUGCCCCCAGAACAUCCAUGGCAUACUCCCUGAGGUCAUGCUCCCCGUCUGGUUCCUCUCCAACCUGGACGAUGUGGCCACUUACAUCCAAGACCAGAGCGAGGACUGUCUGUACCUCAACAUUUACGUACCCACCGAGAACGGUCCGCUCACAAAAAAACCCGACGAUAACGGCGCAUUUGGUGGUCUUGAAGAUGAAGAUAUCAGAGACAGCGGUCCCAAGCCGGUGAUGAUGUUUGUGCAUGGAGGAUCAUACAUGGAGGGAACAGGGAAUAUGUUCGAGGGAAGUGUCUUGGCAAGCUACGGCAACGUUAUAGUGGUCACUAUCAACUACCGACUCGGCGUACUUGGGUUCCUGAGCACGGGGGAUAUGGCUGCCAAAGGUAACUAUGGUCUGCUGGAUCAGAUCCAGGCUCUGCGGUGGCUCAGCGAAAACAUCGGCUAUUUCGGUGGGGACCCCAUGAGGAUCACGGUGUUCGGAUCGGGCGCGGGUGCGUCCUGCGUCAACCUCCUGAUCCUCUCUCACCAUUCUGAAGGUAACCGUUGGAGCAAUUCCACAAAAGGUCUCUUCCAACGGGCAAUUGCGCAGAGUGGCACUGCCAUCUCAAGCUGGUCCGUCAACUACCAACCGGCUAAAUACACCAGGAUGCUGGCCAAGAAGGUGGGCUGCAACUUUGCUGAGACUGUGGACAUGGUGGAGUGCCUGCGGAGGAAGUCCUACCGGGAGCUGGUAGAUCAGGACAUCCAGCCCACCAGGUACCACAUCGCCUUUGGGCCCGUGGUGGACGGUGAUGUCCUCCCCGAUGACCCUGAGAUCCUGAUGGAGCAGGGGGAGUUCCUCAACUACGACAUCCUGCUGGGCGUCAACCAGGGCGAGGGUUUCAAGUUCGUGGAGUCGCUGGUGAACACAGAGGAUGGCAUCUCAGCCAGCUACUUCGACUUUGCCGUCUCCAACUUUGUGGACAACCUCUACGGCUACCCAGAAGGCAAGGACAUCCUUCGGGAGACCAUCAAGUUCAUGUACACAGACUGGGCGGACCGCGACAACGGCGAGAUGCGGCGCAAGACCCUUCUGGCACUCUUCACUGACCACCAGUGGGUCGCGCCGGCCAUUGCCACCGCCCGGCUCCAUGCCGAGUACCAGUCGCCCACCUACUUCUACACUUUCUACCACCACUGCCAGAGCGAGAUGAAGGCCGUGUGGGCAGAUGCAGCGCAUGGCGACGAGAUCCCCUACGUCUUCGGCAUCCCCAUGAUUGGCGUCACCGAGCUCUUCCCCUGCAACUUCUCCAAGAACGACGUCAUGCUCAGCGCAGUGGUGAUGACCUAUUGGACCAACUUCGCCAAGACCGGUGAUCCCAACAAACCAGUCCCCCAGGACACCAAGUUCAUCCACACCAAGCCCAACCGGUUCGAGGAGGUGGCAUGGACCAAGUUCAACUCCAAGGAGAAGCCCUACCUGCAUAUCGGGCUCAAGCCUCGGAUUCGCGAGCACUACCGGGCUAACAAGGUGGCCUUCUGGCUGGAGCUGGUGCCACACCUGCACAACCUCCACGACAUCCUGCAGUACACGUCCACCACCAAGCUGCCGCCCGAGGACCCCUUCCUCACCAACCGGGCUCACGGCAAAGGCUGGACCAUCACCACCAAGCGGCCGCUGGUCACCUCACCGCCUGCGCAGGAGCGCACUGAGGAGCCACCCAAUUAUGUGCGUCUGCCCGAGGACUCGCGGGACUACUCGACCGAGCUGAGCGUGACGGUGGCAGUCGGCGCCUCGCUGCUCUUCCUCAACAUCCUGGCCUUCGCCGCCCUCUACUACAAGCGGGACAAGCGCCAUGAGCUGCACCGCCGGCUCAGCCCCCAGCGCAACGCCGCCAACGACCUGGCCCACGCCCAGGAGGAAGAGAUCAUGUCGCUGCAGAUCAAGCACGGCGAGCAUGAGAGCCGCGACCUGGACGCCCUGCGGCCCCACGAGAUCCUGCGGCCUGCCUGCCCCCCCGACUACACCCUGGCCCUGCGCCGGGCCCCCGACGACGUGCCCCUCAUGAGCCCCAACACCAUCACCAUGAUCCCCAGCAACAUCAGCGGGAUGCAGCCUCUCCACGCCUUCAACACUUACCCCUCCGGCCACAACAACACGUUACCCCACCCGCACUCCACUACCCGGGUAUAGUGGGGCCCUUGGCAACCGCCUUGACAACGGGCAGCCAGGAACAACGACUUUUAAACCUUCCACACAGUGAUCCAACUGAUCUGACUAAAGUCCUUUCCUGUUCCCUCCCCACCCCAAACCCCACCCUUUGGGAACAAUGACGGACAUUGCAGAGAGAGAAAGACAGAGCAUUUUUGCCUGAUCGAUUCGCUAUUUUUCACUAUAAACCUUCCCCUCUUGUAAUAUAAUACAACUUUUUCUUGGAGGGGGAGGGAUUGAUAUCUUAUUAUUCUUCCUUGUUCCAAUGUCCUCCCUUCUUCACUCCUCAUCUCUAAGGAACGCUGACGACAGCUUUCCAAUGCCGAGGUAGUCUUAGCUUUUGGCCCACCAGUAAGUUUUCUGUCAGAAGGUAGGAAAAUGUGCCAAACAUAAAAAGCCAAAUUUAUUUUCAAGACAUGUAUUUAAAAACUAACCUGAGAUUUGUUUCUCUUCCUUAAAAUUUCUUUUCUUGAGCUCGUAUGAUUCAAUCAUCUGUCCAGCAGGUUAGCCUGGGCCAUUUUACACAGGGACCCACUGCCACUGUCACUUUCUUUCCUUUGAUUCGUCGAAGCGAGGAGGAAACAUGAGCUUUGCCAGAGAUACCAACGAGGGAGUUAAAGAAAGCUGUCCUUGCUCCCCAAAUUGGGGACCAACUGGAUUCCCCAAAAGUAAGGGCAAGGCUAGAAUAUAGACCCAGUUAAAGAAAGCUGACCUUGCUCUCUGAACUGGGGAUCAGCUAGAUUUUCAACAGUAAGGUCAAGACCAGAAUAUAUUCCCAGGGUUAAAAUUUCACCAGGGGAUGCAUAUUGGUCACAGAGAAUAUGAAUCCCCUCGUGGGGGCAGAAUUGCAGAAUUUCUUCCUCAGACCAAACCCCCCCUCCCUUGUCAAUAACCAACAACACUUCUUGAACAGUUGGAGGGGAAAGGUUUGAUGGUGGCCAUGUUCUAAGACUGCCUGCCUCUUGUCCAUUCCGUUUUGAGAGAGAGGGAGAUGCAUGGAGAGGUGAUCCUGUUUCAGAAAAGACUGAUCCCCACCUCUCCCCCCAUUCCAGAACUGAGCAAAACCCUUGUCCCAUUCCCCCCCGCCCCACCCCAAGCUCCAGGAGGUGAUAAUUUCAAGGGAGCACCACAUUUUUUGCCUCCUUUACCGGUUUGAGCCACUCGUCCCGAUCCUUCCUACCCAAGCCGCAGGAGGUAGUACGCAUCUAGUCUCUGCUUGACUUUUCAAUAACGAGCGAAAGCUGUCCUGUCUGCAGAACAAGCGGAGGGAGAGACCUUUUAAGGACCAAUUGAGGCCAAGGAAGUGCGUGGAGAUGGGAUGUCGCCGCUCCACCUCUCCGCAACGACGGCCGAGCUAUUCGUUCUGCAAGCAGUUUUGUACAUUAUAGCCUUCAGCGAAACAAAGUGACUCAGCCCGACCUAAGGCCACUUGUUUCCCACCUGACUGUGCAGCUGGUGGAGGCGCCAGGCCGCUGUAUGAAGGGGAACGUAUGGUGACCAUCGCAGUUAUCUCUUUUUUUUCCUCUUUUGAUUUCCUUUCUUUAACAGGCGUUUGUGACUUCAGUAAAUAGUUUUGGUUGUCAGUACAGAUAUUGGGCUUGCGUUCUCAUCGGGAAGGCUGGGAGUGGGCCCAAGUUCAACGGCAGCCUCUUGCUUUGGAUCGGCCCCUCCCAUCCCAAUAUCCUCACCCACCAUCCCCCCCCACACUUACACCCAACCGUCCCAACAGUCUCACACACCGAUCUGACCCACACUUACAUCCACUGUCCCAAAACUCUCACACACUGUUCCCUCCUACAUAUCCAACUGCCCCAACACUCUCCCACACUUACACCCAACCGUCCCAACACUCUCACACACCGACCUGUCCCUCACUUACACCCAGCCAUCCCAACACUCACACACUGACCUCUCCCACCCCCAAACACCAGCCCCUCCCACACCUAUAACAAACCGUCCCAUCGUCCUCACAAACCGUUCCCCCCACACCUGCACCCAACACACUCACAAGCCCACACCCAACACCUUUACACACUCCCCCCCACUGCAAAACUCCGCCUCUUCCCACCCCAACAUACCUCUGCCCCUCCCACUGUAAUACCCAAGCACCCUUCCCCACCACAACGUGGCCGAAUGUCCCCUCCAAUCAUAAUACACUGCCCGUUCCACUCGAGCACCCUCCCACCAUCCCUUCCCACUGCAAACCCCACCGUCCCCUCCCACACCGACGCCCAACAUCCAGUGCAAACUCUCUACCACCUGGCUGCUGUCCUCUCUGAGCGCCCCAGACCUGUGGGAGUGAGCCCCAGGUUGCCCAUCCCAUCAGGUCUCGGGGCAGCCGGUCUAUGAUCCCAAGAGCGAGGGGUUGCUGAAGCGGAGUAAUCCCACCGCGAACCUUCCAGCCGACAGUUUGAAGGGUGUUUGGCCGCAGAUCCCGGCGGAUUCAGGUGGUGGACUGCAUGACAUAAGGGAUCUUCCAGCUUGGCCAACGUAGAGUCCUUACGGAGUUGGGCAGGUGCUUCGGAGAGUGUCACCCUCCUGGGUGGUGGCACCCAACUGACUUGCCGUUAACCUUGGGAAGAACAUUAUUGGUUGGUAAGUGACCCAACCAGCUCCAGAUUUUCUUCUUAGAAUAUGAAAAGAGUAUUUUAAAACUGAUACACUUGAUCGUUUUGGGCCGGCCAGUUUCUCGGGAUGGGAGAGGGGUUGCGAGAGACACUUCAACUGGAGGCCACCGGACUGUAGCAGGGAGUGAGGGAUGGUGUCAACCUCGGUUCAAAACUGGAAGCCACCCUCAAUUCCUCAGCCUCCACACUGAGGUCACAUCUCUCACCCGCCCUCUCUUGAGGAACAGCUCGAAGGACUGAACGCAGGUCUAUCCAAUGUAACAUAAAGUUCCAGACCUUUGUAUUUUACGCCCUUGAAAUAAAA
Messenger RNA from Mobula hypostoma (lesser devil ray), 6153 nucleotides. RefSeq names its product neuroligin-1-like. The record is from RefSeq and is a predicted model, not a curated record. Gene Ontology annotation, molecular function: signaling receptor activity; neurexin family protein binding. Bases 739 to 3204 code for a protein of 821 amino acids. Gene Ontology annotation, cellular component: synapse; cell surface; plasma membrane. Gene Ontology annotation, biological process: presynaptic membrane assembly; modulation of chemical synaptic transmission; chemical synaptic transmission. The transcript is spliced from 7 exons. NCBI's taxonomy places the organism in Eukaryota, Metazoa, Chordata, Chondrichthyes, Myliobatiformes, Myliobatidae.